Molecule: messenger RNA, 10584 nt
Organism: Porites lobata
Lineage: Eukaryota; Metazoa; Cnidaria; Anthozoa; Scleractinia; Poritidae
Source: the annotation of a GenBank genome assembly
UGACAUCCUCGACUGAAGUUAAGAUGUUAUCGCAAGGAAGGUCAUUGUUUUUCUUUCUCUCAUUAAUUGGUUUGGGACUACUGAUAUGUUCCCAUAAAACAGGUAAGUAAGUAGCAGUGCUUAUUCCACCCAGGAAAUAAAACUACGUUAUUCAUGCCAUUACCCAACGACGCGAGAGUAUUUGUCCCAUUUUGCUGACUUUCAAUGGAAGUGCAAAUUUUCUUUUCAUUCGGUAAAUUUAGAAAAGAUUUGGUGAAAAUUAUUACGUACUGGCUUCGUCUUUUCUUCUUCUGAUCAGUAAUUGUGUUGUAUCAAGGUGUCUCCCUCAUCGCUGUUGUCAAACUAUUUUGGCUAUAAAAGCGAGAAAAAAGGGUUUUGGCGCCCAAUCCCUAUGUUACGUUUUCCUUUCGUAUGUAAAAUGCUUCAUUUUACUUGUUCGUUUGUACAAAGCUGAUUGAAAUAAUAGACUGUUUACUUUUAACAUUAAACAAAUCUGACUUUCUUUACAAAACUACAAAACGCAAUGACACUUAUUAAGUAUAACAGGAAGCUGACAGUAACACGAACAUGUUUUUAAAGAUUUCACUCUUGAAGAUCAUCUUUAACGGCUCGCAUGGAAGAAAAAAAUUCAAAGAAAUUCUGAAGAUUACCCUGUUUAUUGUAUCGAGGUACGCUUAUGCAUCCUCCUCACUCGAUUCGUGACUGACUCAGUAAACAGUGUACACGUGGACAAAACUUUGAAUUUUGAACUUGUCUAAUGGGUAUCAAAUCCUAUACAUUUAGAAAACCUAAAUUAGGAAAUAUGUAAAGUACCUCUCGUGUCGAUUUAGACUAUUUGCCUGAACCUUGCACCUUAACGUAGAAUUUAAUUUAUCUCAGUCCAAUUUAAUCAAAACUGCUGAAUUUUUCGAUUAGUGGAAUUGAUUGUAGCGACUUAGUAGAUGUCAAGCUUUUUUAAUGCAACUUAAAUUUCUUGCUUUAGAAUAAUUAUACUUUUGACAGUAACAACCCGCAACAAAGAAAAAUUAUCCUGCAAAUCCAAAAAUCUUAUCUACUUGAUUGAAUGAAGCAAAUGCAAAUGCCAGUACAUCAGACCAGGAGAGAAUAAACGCCACAGUUAAUGAACGAUUUGGAGAACACCGCCGAUCUAUCUUAAACCACCAUACACUCGGCGAUCCAACUCCUGUCUCCUUCCAUUUCAAUCAGUCUGGACGGUCAGUCAACGAAGUUUGUCUCAUUCCACUUGAAUUCAUACGCAGCAGCCGCGCGUGACGAAGUGAGAAAGGCUAGGGAGGCUCACUUGAUACGCAAAGAAAAAAAUUUUCUUCUCUGUAGGAAUAAUUAUAGACAUGACGAAGGUCGUUGAUAAACGAUACUACACUUUAUUAUUCCACUAUUAUGUCAUUUUACCAUAUAAGGUCAACAGAACAAGCAAAAUACGAGGCCGUAAUACACCGUAGUGUCCUGGUUUAACCGGUUUACAACAGGGCGAAUACCGGCGGAUGCAAAAGGAGCAACUGUGGCUGACAGAAUCAGGAUGUUUUGGAUACUCUCAUUAGAAAAUAGAAGCCAAAAUACCAUUUUUCUUUUGCAGUAAAAUAAUUAACCUCUCAUUCAAUGGUUUGGCAUAUAAUACGCGCGAACAUUUUGCUAAUUGUUAACGUCAUUCUCACAGACAGAAUCAGGAUGUCUCUGAAUACUCUUACCAAAAAAUAGAAGCCAAUUGCCAGAUAAGUUUUCUUUGUAGUGGAAUAAUAAACCUCUUAUUCGAUGGUUUAGCAUAUAAUACGAGCGGACAUUUUGCUCAUUGCUCGUAUUUUUCCUCGCCCCUGCGGGGCUCGGAAAAAUACCACGCAACUCGCAAAAUAUCCCGCACGUAUUAUAUGGUAAACCAUCGAAUAAGGUGUAUGUUCCUAGUCACCCACACCAAUCACCAUCUUUUAUUUUACUUUUAUAUUUCCAAACCCUUCUUUGUAACGGCCUUUCAGAAUUAUUUUCAUUUUAAUCUGUUUUAGCGCCCGAAGAAGGUUUUUUUGAAAAAUAUAUAUAUAUACCUUUUUUAAAUUCUUUUGUUUACUUGUUCAUUGCCUUGCCGUCAGGAUCAGUCUGACGUUUUAUAUUUUGUACGUACAACUGUCAGAUCCGGCACUUCUCAACGGUUUGUCCCUGUGGACUUGUUGCUAUUUAAUACAAAAUAUAUGGCAUUUUCCAGUCGACAAAAACAUGAGAUCGAGGCUAGAUCUUGCAGCCAGCCAGCCUAUCAAUCCAAUGGUGCCCAAAUGGUGAAAUCAUAUGGCAUCUAAACUUAACGGCAAGAGAAGGACCUACCCCCAUCAAAGAAAUCGACAUAGUUACACUGUAGUAUGAACAAAUUAUACAAGUUAGGGCAAAAACAGGACAUACAAUUUCAUUACUCACAACAACACUGACAGCGAGUUCCUUCUCAACAUGCAUAUGCCUUGUGAAAAAUACAUCGAAGACUUCUACCGUGCGGAAAUAGAUUUAUCUUAAGAUGACAUUCAUGUUGCUUAACAACAAGUUUCUUGAAUUUCGCCGAACAAAACAUGAACAUAGUGAAGAAUCCAAACGGAUCCACCUAGCCUUCUUACGAACAUUUGUCAAUGAGUAACUGGUUAACUUAAUGUGGGCUUGAAAACUCUUUCCCUGUUGUUUGUUUCGAUUGAUUAUCAACGAACAAAUCAGCAAAUUUGUACUUUCAGCGGUGAUAGGAAACGUUCUCCCUUAAACUUAGCCAACAAACUAAGACUAUAAGCCAAUAAAAGCGUUUGUUUUUAUGUGCCGCGCGUUAAGAGAAUUUUGCUUUUUAAUCACAAUUCAAACUUUUUACUCCAACUUUUCUUAAAAGAAUUGAUUCAUGUUUGUGUCCUUUCUAGCUGUCCAGUGACUAAGACGUAUUCGGUAAGUUUAGAGAACGAGUUGCACAUCACUUUGUUUUGUUUUAGUGAGAGAAAAAUCCUCCAAUAACGUGAUUGUUUACCCCACUGCUGCGUUUUGGGCGAAUCGCCAUGGCGCUUUGCAUUCGAACUGAGUACUACAUCUAAAUAUACACAGCUAAUUUUUCGUUAUGUUGUGUAAAAUUUAUCCCCCUCUAACAUAUGUAAGAAUUACGGUAGAGUAAUUUGGAGCUUUUGUAAACGAAACGGCGAAACUAGAAGAUUAGGCCAUAUUUAGUAGCAGCAGGAAGCGUUCAACACUUAAAAAUUGAACUCAAAGUUAAGCACUUUAGGAGUACCAAGUUUGACUUACACGGCAACAGACAUAAACAUAAUAUAUAGAUUUAGCCAGGGCUAAAAGCGAAGCUCCCAUUAAUACAUUUAUAAUUUAAAUCAAACAAUAAACUUGUGAUCCACAAAUCAGUUAACUUGAGGGCACAUUCAUGUGACUUUUGAGGGAAAGGCUAAGUUAUUUUAGAGUGAAACAUCUUACAUCGAGUUGAUAGCCUUAUAUGUACACCCAAAAAAUAGCAAACAUCUUCGAUCACAUUCAAGAGCCAUAAUGGCUCUUGAUCACAGCUGUAGAUAAGGCCUCGAAAACAAAUUCUAGGAAAACAAAUCACGCUGAAUUUUUUUGCGUUCGACAGGUUUACUUUACAAAUUCUUGCCAACAAAGCUCGGGGUCUGUAAACCAACCUUUUAUACUUUUUAUACAUCACAUCUGAGGUGAAACAGUACGUACAAUUUAUCAUACAGACCUCGGACAGAAUACGGUUUUUCACAAUUUUUCAACACAAAUUGCACUCAGUCAAUUUUCAGGACGAUCAAUCGUGGGCUUUUAGCGAAACCGUUCAAAAAAAUUUCCAAAAUCACUCAUUAGGCCGGCCGGUUCUCGUUUCUAGUGCGUGCUGUCAGUGUAAUCGAGUGUUUGAAUGAACUUUAAAAGAGUUACGUUUCAACAUAAUGACGAAUUUAUUAUUAUAAUUUUUUGUUAUUUAAUGGUUUCAGUUACAACGAUGUGUAAUCUUAUAAAGCGUUUGAUACGCGCGACAUUUUUUUAAAGUACUCCUGCAAGCGAUGUUCAUGAACGAUGAAAACAAACGCCACGGACGAGCGAUUAAAAUUGCAAGAGAGUACUAACAAUCGACAAAAGAAAGAUAAUUCGGUGAAACAUUUACAGAGACAACAAUUUUCAUUCACGAAGACAAGUAUUAAAGUGUCUCUAAAAAUCCUGAGUCUGUAAACUUAAAAGUUAAUUAUGUUUUACUGUAAUUUCAGCCGGCCUACCGGUGUUUGUUUUUUUCAGAGAUGCCAGUACUUCUCGAAGCAAGAAAAUCGCUCAAAGUUUUCUUGCUACAGCCAAAUUUAUAGCUAAAUAUUCUUCGGGACGUUUUCUUUCUAUUUGCGGUGAGAAAAUAUAUCUGAAGGCUUUUCACAGUUCUGUAAGCUUAUAUCAAACCUGAUACUAGCAGGGGCACCCAACGGGAAAUUUUGAGAAAAAGACCUAAAAACAACAACAAAGCGUGAAUAAAGUUUUCUGAGACUAUUUUAAGCAUUUUGGGAGAUUGCUGGAAAAAAAUUAUCUGUUCCUCACUCCCAGCAAGACUGAUGGAAGAGUUGCCAGCCAGCAACCUUACAACCUGCAACCUGACUUACUGGGAAGUUUCAUAGGGCACAAUUCAGAUCUUGAGUGGUAAGCAACCCAUACAAGUAACCCGUAGCAGCUAUUCUAGACUUCAAAUCCCCUCUGACACCCUGAAUUAUCUUUUUCCCAGCAACACUUUCCUUCCAAGGACUAUUAUUUCUUCCACAUCUCCCAGCCAGCAAAAAUUUGCAUGAAGAACAGAUAUUUUGAGGAACAGAUCCAUUGGGUGCCCCUGUACUAGGUCAGAUCAUUGACUCAAAUCUUACAAACGUGCAUAAACUGUGCUCGACUUCAUGAAAUUAGAUAUAACAAAAACAAACAUCAAAUACAAUAAUUACUCAGGCUUACUAUUCGAGAUUCAGUUCCUGAAAGAUAUCAUGGAAGGCCACAGUUGCUUGAGACUUUUAAGCCCUCUUACGCAUUAAGCAAGGUGGAAAACGAAAACGAUGCAAUCCGAAAUCUGAUUACCGGAUUUUGACAAGCAACGCAUUUCUCAACCAAAAACCCAAUAAACAAACCAGCCAUGAACAACAGGAGACUCUUGAUAGCAGCUGUAUUUCAUUUUGUACAUCCAGUGUAGAAGACACAAAACUCUGUUAGCUUCUGCUCUCAUAGUAAAUAACUUUCAUGAUGCUGCAUAAAUUUUCCGCAUAAACUCACCUGUCAAGUUUUGACCAAUCAGAGUAUAAAAAUUGGACGUAGAGCGUGACCAACGCGUGACCAUGGUAAGAAAAGUUCUUCCCCGCCUGUAUUUAAAAAAAUGGUUGAAUUUUCGCGUCCGAGGUCAGUUUGAAAUCAAAAUCUUAACAGUGCGGGAUCAUAGUGACAUAAACACAACACAUUUAAUAUGAAUCAUUGGAAAAAAUGAACUUGAGCCUACGAUCAUUUGAAACUGGUAAUUUGUCAGCGGAUAACUUCAAAAAAUACUCGACCUCGAUGGGUGAACACUUGAGCCCGCGGUACGGUCAGGUGAUACUGGUCAGCGGGUGCCCUGUUUUGACAGCUGUCAAUUGACCACAACAUUGAUGUGCAAUGUUUUUCCUUGGGCUCCCAAACUAGCUAGAAAGUGUGAGAGUAAACAUUGGUUUCCCUGUGGUGCGGACGGACGGUCGUACGGUCACGUGAUUACCAAAUUUUCUCUAAUGGGUAGAUUACCACAUUUACUUACCUAUGGGGCUCCGCCCACGCGCGCGCGCUUCGCGCGCGGGUCGAGCUCCGCUAUGAAACUAUAUUUCAAUAUUGUCAUAAAUGAACUUUUAGCGCUCCACACUAUAUCCUGAAAUUACAGGAAAAAAAAUAGGGUUUCCUGUUUGUAAAAAGGAAAAUGUCGCUUUCAACACACCAAAACUGUAAGGGCAUUCGUGCCAGUCCUACUCCGCGUCACACAUCACUUGAAGAGCGGAGUGCUCGUUUCAUCGCCAAACCUUUAUUCGCCCUUCCUUAGAUUUAUAUUUACGACUGAAAACCUUACUGUUACUCUACGGUAUCUAUGACCCUUUUGUGCACUCCAGUUCUCUUUCCACAUAUCGCCUUUAUCAAUUUCUCAGAAAAAAGUCGUGUCCUUUACCAAGUAUUGGUGCCCGAAAUCCUGAAAGGUCCCACAACGUAAAAAGAGCUGCCCGAGGUGGGCGCGCGAACUCAACAUCUUUCCUGCGCUUUUUGUACGGGUGAAUCGACCAAUCACACGAUGUGACGUAUGGCAGUUUGUGACACAAGUGACAAAAUUGAAAGUUUGUUGCAAAAAUCAGAACUCGGGUGUACUUUGGGCAACAUUGUGCCACAACUUGCAAGACGAAAAUUUGUUGCGUCACAAGUUGAGCGCACAGGUGGUAAUACGAACAAUAACGCUUUGCAACUUGCAAUUCGGCAAAAUUAAUAUUACACGACAAGUAAAAUGUUUCUUUGAGUGGUUUGCUUCUUACCUAAGAAAUCGGAAAUAACGCUUCCCGUUACUUCAGGUUUUCCACAAGGAAACUGUCAUUGUGUUAGUAUCAAUGACCUAGCUGCUAUCAUUGAAGACUCCUUGUUAUCACAAUAUUCUGACGGCGCAGUUAACUGCUGCUUCUUAAAAUAACCACUCAAGCUAAUGAGCAGGUUAAAUGUAGGUUUCUACAACCUAGCAAUAUGGCUAAAUGCAUGCAAACUUUAUUAAUUAAAUGAUUAUUCAUAUAGCUGGUAGUUAAUACGAUAUUGUUAGCAUAUACAGCUAAAUCCUUUCAUCCUUAAAAAACUGCCAAUUAAGGAUCAAUUUGGAUAGUUAACAAUUAUUCUUUGAAAUCGAGGUGAAUAGUGGCAAAAUAUUUACCGAGCCGCGAAAGCGGCGAGGUAAAUAUUCCCAAAGCCACUAUUCACCGAGAUUGAGAAGAAUAAUUGUUUUAGUAUAUACACCCGAAGUGAUCUCAACAAAAUCAGAAAGGAAACCAUUCAAAAGUAGGAUUUGAUUGACAGAUCAAAUCACGCGUAAGUUUAAAAAUAGAUCUUUGCAGAAUUUUCAAACAUGGCAAUUCACAAGUUUACUCAUUUCGCAAACAACAGCGUAAUGGCUUCAAUGGAAUCGCUAAAAGUUUGAACUGUUUCCUUACCUGAGAAAAAAAGUAGAGCUGUGUUGUUUUCUGUUGACUCGCCAAGUUUAUAGCCAAAAGGGCAUGUUGUGUCGUUCUUCGCAUGAAGUGCUGACAAAAAUGGCGGCUCGGUUGCUCGAGGUAAGAGGUCGUCUUCCUGUAUCAUUCUUUUUCCUGUUUACUUGAAAUGUAGAAUUUCUGCAAACAUUUCCUUUUAAAUUUGUUUGUCAUAAAUAAACUUCGAUUUUUGAGCCAAAAUUUUCUUCUUAGAAAACGCUGAGUUCACGAAACGGCUUCUUCUACGCGAAUACACGGGAGUUGUAAACAAUCCAUCGAGCACAAAACUCCUGCUACAGUAGAUUGAAAAACGCCGUACUGAAUCCUUCCAAGUCUUUUCUUGCCUUAAAAAAAGUCAGCCCUAGGAUUUUGUCGACUUUUAAAAGAUCGUUCUCUAAAAAAAACGGGAAAAACACCGAGCUCACACAUUAUCCACUCGCUAGGAGGUGAAUAUUGUUGAAUAGUCCGAGAUAGCGAACCAAUCAGAUUGCUUAAAUCACCAAGAUCACUGAGUGUGUAUAUACUAAUUUCAGAUAUUUUUUAUGAAUAAUUUGUGCAUCUCUAUGAUUUAUUUGUUUUACGUUUAUAUCAAUCAAGGCGUAACACUCGUGCUAACUUAACUCAUCAGCUGUAUCCGUUUACUUUAAGUGCGUGUAUUAAUCAAUGGUUCUGUUGACUGUAAAAUUCAAUAUGUAGCCCUACAGUGGAACCUCAAUAUAACGAACCUCUAUGGAAAGAAGUCCUCGGUAUGAACGAACUAUUUUUUGAACCCCAGUAAUAGUAUAAUAUAUUUGUAAAAGAACCUCGAUAUGACGAAACCUCGGUAUGGCGAAUAAAUUAUGCCAGUCCCUCGGCCCUUCGUUAUCUCGAGGUUCCACUGUACCUAUACGAAUCUCUUCAAUUCAGGUGCCCUUCGUACUCGCUGCCUCUUUACGCAUAAAGAUCCUCAUUGUCAUGGUAAGUAAUAAAUUUAUUACUUUAUGCUUCGCUAUAUUCUACUGCCGUAUUUUCAAGGUCCUCUUGUGUUUCUUCCCGCCUAAUUCAAGCCAUUCAAAGAUAUAAUAUCAUACGACAGAAUUUUUUUCUGGGGCCGACGUGCAACUCGCAUAUGUUAGGCUUAUCAAGUGAGUUGCAUGCCAACUCACGCCAAAAUUUUGCCUCCCAUUUUUUCCAAAAUGAUAUUCCCUUUAUUAGCUGUUUAUUUCUUCGACGCGUUUUGGCGCCCCUUUUAUUGACAACGUGUUUUAACGUACGAAGUUGCAUGAUGCAUAGAAAAGAACAUAACCAGUUCAGUUUACUCCAGGUACCGAGUUAAUAAUUUGGCACAAAAAAAUUAGUUCCACACUUUAUUUAUUUAUUUUUUCUAUUUUUUUUUUCUACGAAAACGUUAGUUUCAAUGGUAUUUCAAAGAGCCUUGCCUCUAAAUUUUCAGCUUCCGGUAAACUCCCGGUGUUGUUAAAGUGCAGGCUUCCCGGAAAAUGGUUUACCAUCGAGAAUAUCAGUAAACUGAACUCUGAAGGAGGCUGGGAUAACGUAAAUGCUGCAAAGAGCGUUGCAGUGACUCAGUGUAAAAGAUCUCGGACUGCGAGCUCUAAUGGCGGUGCUCAAUGUGAGGUUACCGGUACUCUGCCAGAGAUCCAAGAGGCAGAUGUAGUCAAGGUGGACUAUUUUUGCUGGGAAAUAGGUGAGAAAAUCGACCGAUAUUCGUUAGCUGUUUAGUUCCUGAAAUGAAUAACCAAUUAUGAAGGUAAUUGUAUAUUGUCCUUACUAUAUGUCUUCUCAUUGGCUACGAGGCUACAGUUUAGUUUUGGAAAUCAGCGCUACCUACAGAUUGCCAUUAACAGUUUGCUGUCUGUUAGCAGAUCACUGGCUAAUCUGCUGGCCCCAGUUGGUCAAACGGUGGAUAACGCCAUCCACUGGAAAAAAUCUCUACCCAGUGCAUGGCGCUAUUGGUUUUCGUACUACUCAUCCACUAAACAGGGAUUUAUCCGGUGGAGCGAUAGCGCUAAUCCAGCGUUUGAACAACCGGGGCCAGGUUGCGGGCUCAAUGCAUGAUUUACAAAAGCAAUGUCAAUCUGUGUUCUGUGCGACGGUCAGGUGUUUGCCUUUUUAUUAUUUUUUUUCUUCAAAACAAUAUCUAACAAAAAACAGUUGCUAGAUUCAGUUUUUGCAUUGUGAUAUUCGGAAUAGUCAAGAUCGCUGGGCGAGGCUGAUAACACUUACCUCGACUUUGAUUAUUCCGGAUAUCACAAAAACUUCCGCCAUCCAACAAUUGUCUAAGAACAUUGUCAUGUUAUUAUAACGCACCAAUAAAGUGACAAUCUCUUUUGCUUUUUUUGUUUUUUCGUUUGUCUUUUAAAGUAAGCAGAUAAUCAUGAACUGGGAGAACCUCUUCGAUAUUGUAUUGUGUAAGGUUUUGUUACAAGUCAAGAAUAGUUUAAGUUUGUUUAAUAUUAUGAUGAAAGCCACUCUGCGUUUUGAAGUCAUUAUUUAAGUGACACCCCUCUCUAGCUGCACUUUGCUGAAGACAAGACAUGCAGUGAAUAUACCUCUUUUAUAUUUUUAAUAGUUCAGAAACCUCUCCGCCCGGUCUCGCCUCGCUCCUCGCCACUACCUUGCAGUGUUCGCAGGCUAUACCACCACUAAAACAUGCUUAAUACUACUAAGAAUUUCAUCACGCCAGUAGCUCCAAUCAUAAGUUAUCCCAGCAAAUGAGACUGCAAGCAAUUGCAGGUCAGAGUAGAUACAGGCCGUAGUCCAGGUUAAGGUUAUUUGAGAUAACUUAAAUUUAAGAUUUUACUGGUACUGGAUGUCGGAAGCGCCUCUUGAAAACAUAAUGAAGCUGAGGCUACGUUCUGGAGCACAGAACCGGCAAGUUAAAAAUUCGUGCAUUUUGGGUGUCCUGUUCACACGGAACCAUGCUAACAUAACGAAAAUUUAGACACCUUGCCGUUGAAAAAUUUGAAAGCCAGAAACGUCAAAUUAUUAGCCCGCAAUACGGUAAAAAAAUUUGAUCGGCGUAAUGUGAACACCAUGCGCGACCAAGAUGCACGACCGUCUAAAUUUUUGUACGGCAAAGGCGUGGUUACAUAGAUGCGAGAAACGCCAUUUUGGAUUUGCUUAAGUAGCGCUCGGUGCAUGAAUAGACGGUAACACGACUUGACAGAAGAAAGUUAGAAUUCAACCUUUUUAGUCAGUUCCGUGUGAACAGAGCGAAAAUAUUUAAUGGUUCCUUGAGAACGAAGAGUAUGGUCAAAUGUUUCAUCCGUUCGCAUCUGAGAGUAGCCUAAAAUUCAUCACUUGGUGCUUUUCUUUACAGAUCCAGAUUUAUUGGGUGGUUUCGAGAAGAGGGAUACAAUCUGAAGUC